Exophiala xenobiotica is the source of this 723-nucleotide messenger RNA. RefSeq lists its product as uncharacterized. The transcript is spliced from 2 exons. Bases 1 to 723 code for a protein of 240 amino acids. The record is from RefSeq and is a predicted model, not a curated record. NCBI's taxonomy places the organism in Eukaryota, Fungi, Ascomycota, Eurotiomycetes, Chaetothyriales, Herpotrichiellaceae.
AUGUUCCAAUUUCAGAAGCUUUGCCAGCUCCCUCCUGCGAAUCCAUCCAACCUGGCUAGUCUACGGAGGCUGCUGUUCAAGGGUCCGGAGCGCGAAGUGUCAUUCCUGGAGGGCACUGAAUAUCGGACUUGGGACGAAAAGAAUGAAGGUGAUCUGACAAGCCUCAAUGAUCACAACAAGAACAGAGAUGUACUUUCCAAAUGGCUAUACACGUUGGUGGGCAAUGUCUACCACAGGCUCAUUGGACAAGACUUGCAUGGGCGUCUGCGUUUCAAAGGAGACUGGCAACCGCAGUACACAUCUCCUCUUACUGACUAUCCGGAUCGAUACUUUGUGAGAGUCGUCGACAUCGUGAGCACGAUUCUUGCUCCUCUUCUCCCGACUGUCUCUGCUCUGGGCCUGUUCUUGCUGAGCAAUAAUACUGUUCGCAUGGGGCUUGUGUUCUUAUUCAGCUUCUUAUUCAGCCUCACUCUCGCCCUCCUCGGAGUACCUCGAAGGAUCGACGCAUUCGCUGCAACGGCGGCAUUUACAGCCGUUUUGAUUGUUUUUGUUAGUAACAACACGGACUAUGAGGGUUCUCCAGCGCGGCUCAUGGACGAGCGAGAAAGUACUGCCGGGACUUCCGUACCGGCUCGUUCAGCCAAAGAGAGCUCCAGUGAGGGAGACGAGUAUUAUGAUGCUUCCAACAUGCGAGACACAAACUCUGGAAGUUAUAUUAGAUGA